AUGCCUCCCCUCCACAUACUAGUACUCGGGCUUCUCCUCUUGCACACUCCUCCUUGGUGCUUCACUGCUGCUGCAGAUGAAGACACACUCUUAGCAGGCCAAUCGCUCACCGCUGGCGACAAGCUCGUCUCGAGAAACGACAAGCUCGCGGUCGGCUUCUUCCAGCCAGCAGCGAGCAGAAUCGGUAAGUCAUCCAACAAUGCCACCUCCCCCAGCUCCAGCUGGUACCUUGGCAUGUGGUUCAAUAAGAUCCCGGAUUUCACUCUUGUGUGGGUUGCCAAUAGGGAGGAGCCCAUCACCCACCCCAACCUCAACUUAACACAGCUCAAGAUCUCAAGCGACGGUAAUCUUGUCAUUGUCGUAAACCAUGCUGAUACCUUCACCGAAUCCGUUGUUUGGUCCACUCACAUUGUCAAUAGGACAAAAACCACAAACACUAGUGCCCUUGUUCUCUUGAACAAUGGGAACCUUGCCCUCACAUCUGAAAAGAAGAGGUUCUGGUAG
Triticum turgidum subsp. durum (durum wheat) is the source of this 504-nucleotide messenger RNA. NCBI's taxonomy places the organism in Eukaryota, Viridiplantae, Streptophyta, Magnoliopsida, Poales, Poaceae. The record is from the annotation of a GenBank genome assembly.